This is a messenger RNA of Sinocyclocheilus grahami, 1302 nucleotides long. It is a transcript of the gene nubp1, whose product is annotated as nucleotide binding protein 1 (MinD homolog, E. coli). NCBI's taxonomy places the organism in Eukaryota, Metazoa, Chordata, Actinopteri, Cypriniformes, Cyprinidae. Gene Ontology annotation, molecular function: ATP-dependent FeS chaperone activity; ATP binding; 4 iron, 4 sulfur cluster binding. The record is from RefSeq and is a predicted model, not a curated record. The transcript is spliced from 11 exons. Bases 35 to 1006 code for a protein of 323 amino acids. Gene Ontology annotation, biological process: iron-sulfur cluster assembly. Gene Ontology annotation, cellular component: cytosol.
UUCAUUGUCAUUGCACCAGUGUCAGGAAGUGCGCAUGUUUUUAAAGAUGGCGGACGUUCCUAGUGAUGCACCAGAACACUGUCCGGGCACAAGCAGUGAUCAGGCUGGUAAAACAUCAGCAUGUCAAGGAUGCCCAAACCAAACCAUAUGUGCGUCUGGUGCUGCCAAAGCUCCUGAUCCAGCCAUAGAGGAAAUCAGACAGAAAUUGACCUCUGUGAAGCACAAGAUUCUGGUGUUGUCUGGAAAAGGGGGUGUUGGGAAGAGCACGUUCAGCGCACAUUUGUCUCAUGCAUUAGCUAGUGAUGACUCCGUUGCACUGCUAGAUGUGGACAUCUGUGGGCCAUCUAUACCAAAGAUAAUGGGGUUAGAGGGGGAGCAGGUUCAUCAGAGCGGCUCAGGCUGGUCCCCAGUGUAUGUUGAGGACAACUUGGCUGUCAUGUCCAUUGGCUUCCUGCUCAGUAGUCCAGAUGAUGCUGUUAUCUGGAGAGGACCCAAAAAGAAUGGCAUGAUAAAACAGUUUCUGAGGGAUGUGGACUGGGGAGAAGUGGACUAUCUGAUCGUAGACACGCCUCCAGGAACUUCUGAUGAGCAUUUGUCCAUCGUGCAGUAUCUCAGCAGCGCUGGCAUCGACGGAGCCGUCAUCAUCACCACCCCGCAGGAAGUAUCUUUGCAGGAUGUGAGAAAAGAGAUCCGAUUCUGUAUAAAGGUCAAAAUACCUAUCAUAGGUGUGAUUGAAAACAUGAGUGGCUUUGUUUGUCCUAAAUGCAAGAAUACAUCACAGAUAUUUCCUCCGACCACAGGAGGAGCACAGAGAAUGUGUGAAGAACUAAAUCUCCCUCUUUUGGGCAGCGUACCCUUGGAUCCACGGAUAGGGAAAAGCUGUGACGAAGGAAAGUCUUUCCUAACUGAAGUUCCAGACUCUCCUGCUGCAGUGGCCUAUCAGAAUAUUGUCCAGAAAAUCAGAGAUUAUUGUUCUUCCCACACUACAUCCGACAAUCAUUUUUGACACAGAAAAUGUGUAUCAGAUCUUUGUCUAGCCAGCUGGGAUGUCCUAGGAAGAAAGAAAAGAAAGGUCAUGUAAUGGCAAUGGGCAUGUUUCAGCAGGCCAGGAGAAGUUAUGUGGAAUUUUAUUAUCAGAAAAGGUAGAAUGUGGGCCAUAUAGUGGCUUUUCCAGUCAAUGAGAUGUAAUGGCUAUAAUGUUUAAUUUUGCUAUGCAAUUUCUUAAAAUGUUAAUUUCUGCAUCCAAUCUACAUUAAAUCUAUAUUUUUUUUUUUUAUAAUUAACAAGCUAAAACACCUGUUA